AGAGCUUUGAUGAUAAUUGUUGUCUAUUCAGAUUCCAUUUCGGGGGUUUGGUUCAAUCUCACAUGCCUGUCGUACUUUACACGUGUAUCUUUGUAAAGUCACUACCGAGUGACUUUAUCACAGUUUAGUACACUUUAAACCCUUUAGACAUUUAGCGCGUUAGUUUUCCAGCUAAGCUAACAACAACUGACAGGUGACGCUAGCAGGCUAGGCUAACGGCUAGCGGAUGGUCAGCUGAAGUUUGCUGGUUGUGUUACUGGUGUCUGUUUUUAAAACGUGUCGUUAUGUCUUUGAGCGCCGUUCACGGGACUCUGUCAAGCCUGAAGACAUGUCAGGCAGACGUCGGGACAGCAAUGGACAUAGUGACAGAUGUAGCGAUGGACCUGGCUGAGGCUCAGGAUGAAGAGAUGAAUAGUGGCAUCAAAGAAAUGGAGGCUAUGAUUCUGGACUGUGCUCGGCUCGACAGAGAAAUCAACUGCUUUAUUGAUGUGGUGCAACAAGUUACAGCUGAGGUUGCCUCACAGCAGCCAGAGGCCAUGAUUGGCCUGUCUGCUAAAGUGAGUGAGAAGUUCACAGAGAGAACAGCCAGACUCUCUGAUGCUGAUCUGCACCGCCACCAGAAAGUAUUAGCCUUCAAUGACAGCAUCAAGAAUUCUCUCAACACAGCCAACCAAGAGUCGGCUGAUAACAUGGAGGAGCUUGAUGAGGACAUUGCUGUUACACAGAGCCAAGUCAACUUCACCUGUCCACUCACACAGGUGGAAAUGGAGAACCCAAUGAAGAAUAAGAAUUGUAACCACCAUUAUGAUGAAGCUGCUAUACUGGGCCUGAUCAGAACAAGAAACAACCAGAAAAAGAAAUGCCGCUGUCCUGUGGUGGGCUGUGGAAACACUGAUGUGAAAGCAACAGACCUCAUUCCUGACCAGAGUCUGAGGAGAAAGAUUCAAAGCCAGAAGAGAAACAGCAACCGGACGUAGUGCUCUAAGCAGCUGGGUAUUUUAUUGUAAGACCCAUUCCCCUAUACAGUUCUAUAGUUAGAAUAGUAAUGGAUUUUCGCUAUAUAUGUUGUUUUUUCCCUUCUUUACUGAGUAGUGAACCUGAACUUGUGAAAAAAGUUUAUUUUGUGUAUUGUACUUGUUUUGUUAUUUUGUACUUUAGUCUUCUUGUAAAUAAAAGCUUCAAACGUUA
Solea solea (common sole) is the source of this 1188-nucleotide messenger RNA. RefSeq names its product NSE2 (MMS21) homolog, SMC5-SMC6 complex SUMO ligase (gene nsmce2). The transcript is spliced from 6 exons. Lineage: Eukaryota; Metazoa; Chordata; Actinopteri; Pleuronectiformes; Soleidae. Gene Ontology annotation, biological process: protein sumoylation; double-strand break repair via homologous recombination. The record is from RefSeq and is a predicted model, not a curated record. Gene Ontology annotation, molecular function: SUMO ligase activity; zinc ion binding. Bases 285 to 977 code for a protein of 230 amino acids. Gene Ontology annotation, cellular component: nucleus; Smc5-Smc6 complex.